Molecule: messenger RNA, 181 nt
Organism: Meloidogyne enterolobii
Lineage: Eukaryota; Metazoa; Nematoda; Chromadorea; Rhabditida; Meloidogynidae
Source: the annotation of a GenBank genome assembly
GGACCGAUAUUAUCCAAUGGAGUUGCUCGAGUUUGUUCCUGGAGAGGAGGAUCGACUUGCUAGCAAAUGGCUGAAUAAACUUUCCAACGAUUUAUCAAACAAACUAUCAAUUUCGGAAGAGCCGAAGAGUCCAGUAAUUAUUUUGAAAAAAGAUGAAGACAAUAAUUUUGAACUUUGGUAA